Messenger RNA from Myripristis murdjan (pinecone soldierfish), 11331 nucleotides. It is a transcript of the gene ago3a, whose product is annotated as argonaute RISC catalytic component 3a. The coding region runs from base 762 to 3365 and encodes 867 amino acids. Gene Ontology annotation, molecular function: RNA binding; protein binding. The transcript is spliced from 19 exons. Gene Ontology annotation, biological process: regulation of stem cell proliferation; regulatory ncRNA-mediated gene silencing. NCBI's taxonomy places the organism in Eukaryota, Metazoa, Chordata, Actinopteri, Holocentriformes, Holocentridae. The record is from RefSeq and is a predicted model, not a curated record.
AUUUAGCUGGCUUGCCGAAGCCCCGCAGAGUUGAUCUGUCAACCAGACUGAAAAAUCUUGACACUUAUCGGCGGACACAGCCCGGAGUUGACAGCUUUAUAUUAGCACCGUGAUACGGGCUACAGAGGACGACGUCGCUGGGAGCCGCUGCUCAGGAAACAGGCCCCUGUCCGCGGCUGUUUUUAACGCCAUAAAGUGUCCGUCGUCUGUCACAAUUCCAACUAUCCAACAGCCGAGCUAGCCAGCUAGCUAAUUAUCGUAGCUGCCCGGACCGUCUCUGUGGCGUGGAAAAGGAUUUGUGUUCUCGCUGUUGAGCUUUGGCAGUCGGUAGGAAAUUAUUUGAAGCCAACUAACCCGCUGUUAUGAUAUCUUGACAGCUCGUCACGUUUGUUCGAGCCACUUUCCCAAGCCUAGCUAACAAGCUAACUUGGCUAACUGGCAGGUUUGUCCGCGUCGUUGAGCAACCAGCCAUCGCCGUGGCAAGUGGGAUCUGAUUGGAUACGUUGGCCGUGUGCGAGCGGUGGUGGGCAGACACGGGGACACCGAAGACCCCUCCGGCCGGCCAAACAAACGGACCAGAGUGGAGAAAGGGCCCCCUUUGACAGCCAGCGGGGAGGAGGGCUAUUAAAAAUCGGGAGGCUCGGCCACUUAGCGCCGCAGAGGCGUUACACCGCCGAGGGAGACACCGGAUUGAACGGAGGAAGAGUCCCCACCGUUUGACAACUGUGAUCCGGGGAGCGAACCGGGCAGGGACCUCAUGAAUGGAAAUCGGAACUACAGGAGCCGUUGGGGCCCAGUCCCUGUUCUCCGUGCCUCGGCGGCCUGGCUAUGGCACCAUGGGGAAGCCCAUCAAGCUGCUGGCCAACUGCUUCCAGGUGGAGAUCCCAAAGAUGGAUGUCUACCUCUAUGAGGUGGACAUCAAGCCUGAGAAGUGUCCGCGACGAGUCAACAGGGAGGUGGUUGACUCCAUGGUGCAACACUUCAAGGUGACCAUCUUUGGAGAUCGCAGGCCAGUUUAUGAUGGGAAGAGGAGUCUAUACACAGCCAACCCAUUGCCUGUGGCGCCCGCAGGGGUGGACCUGGAUGUCACUCUGCCAGGCGAGGGAGGGAAGGACCGUCCCUUCAAAGUCACCAUCAAGUUUGUGUCUCUGGUCAGCUGGCACAUGCUCCAUGAGGUGCUGACAGGCCGCAGCAUGCCCGACCCCCUGGAGCUGGACAAGCCCAUCAGCACCAACCCAGUACAUGCAGUGGAUGUGGUCCUGCGACACCUGCCUUCCAUGAAGUACACUCCAGUGGGUCGUUCCUUCUUCUCGGCACCAGAGGGCUAUGACCACCCACUGGGUGGGGGAAGGGAGGUGUGGUUUGGCUUCCAUCAAUCUGUACGCCCUGCCAUGUGGAAGAUGAUGCUCAACAUUGAUGUGUCUGCCACAGCCUUCUACAAGGCCCAGCCAGUCAUCCAGUUCAUGUGUGAAGUGUUGGACAUCCACAACAUAGACGAGCAGCCUCGCCCCCUCACAGACUCGCACCGGGUCAAGUUCACCAAAGAAAUCAAAGGUCUGAAGGUGGAGGUGACGCACUGUGGAACCAUGCGGAGGAAGUACCGCGUCUGCAACGUGACCCGUCGGCCUGCCAGCCAUCAAACGUUCCCUCUGCAGCUGGAGAACGGUCAGACUGUAGAGCGCACUGUAGCCCAGUACUUCAGGGAGAAGUACAACCUGCAGCUGAAAUAUCCACAUUUGCCCUGUCUACAGGUGGGCCAGGAGCAGAAGCACACCUAUCUGCCCCUGGAGGUGUGUAAUAUUGUAGCAGGUCAACGGUGCAUCAAGAAGCUGACAGAUAAUCAGACCUCCACUAUGAUCAAAGCCACAGCUCGUUCGGCACCCGACAGACAGGAGGAGAUCAGCAGGCUGGUGCGCAGUGCCAACUACGAGGCUGACCCGUUUGUGCAGGAAUUCCAGUUCAAGGUGCGCGACGAGAUGGCCCACGUGACGGGGCGCGUGCUGCCCGCCCCCAUGCUGCAGUACGGCGGCAGGGUGAGCACAGAGCACUUUAUGAACCGCACUGUAGCCACGCCCAGCCACGGGGUUUGGGACAUGAGGGGGAAGCAGUUCCACACAGGGGUGGAGAUCAAGAUGUGGGCCAUUGCCUGCUUUGCCACACAGAGACAGUGUCGGGAAGAGAUCCUCAAAGGUUUCACAGACCAGCUGCGUAAGAUCUCUAAGGAUGCUGGGAUGCCCAUCCAGGGUCAGCCAUGUUUCUGUAAAUACGCCCAAGGAGCCGACAGUGUGGAACCCAUGUUCAGACACCUGAAGAACACCUACUCUGGACUUCAGCUCAUCAUCGUCAUCUUGCCAGGAAAGACUCCUGUCUACGCGGAGGUGAAGCGUGUGGGAGACACCCUUCUAGGCAUGGCCACCCAGUGUGUCCAGGUGAAGAACGUGGUGAAGACAUCACCUCAGACCCUCUCCAACCUCUGCCUAAAGAUCAAUGUGAAACUGGGAGGCAUCAACAACAUCCUGGUGCCCCAUCAACGACCAUCAGUGUUUCAGCAGCCAGUAAUCUUCCUGGGAGCCGAUGUCACACACCCCCCUGCUGGAGACGGGAAGAAGCCCUCUAUCGCAGCAGUGGUAGGCAGCAUGGACGCCCACCCCAGCAGGUACUGUGCCACUGUGCGGGUCCAGAGGCCCAGGCAGGAGGUCAUCCAAGACCUGGCCUCCAUGGUGCGGGAGUUGCUCAUUCAGUUCUACAAGUCAACCCGCUACAAGCCCACCAGGAUCAUCUUUUACAGGGAUGGAGUGUCGGAAGGCCAGUUCAGACAGGUGCUGUAUUAUGAGCUGCUGGCCAUCCGUGAGGCCUGUAUCAGCCUGGAGAAGGAAUAUCAGCCAGGCAUCACCUACAUUGUUGUGCAAAAACGGCACCAUACACGCCUAUUCUGUGCCGACCGCAAUGAAAGAGUUGGACGUAGUGGAAACAUUCCUGCUGGUACUACUGUAGACACGGACAUCACGCACCCCUAUGAGUUCGACUUUUACCUCUGCAGUCACGCUGGAAUACAGGGCACCAGCCGGCCCUCCCACUACCACGUCCUGUGGGAUGACAACUGCUUCACUGCUGAUGAGUUCCAGCUGCUCACCUACCAGUUGUGCCACACUUACGUGCGCUGUACCCGCUCUGUCUCCAUCCCUGCGCCAGCCUACUACGCCCACCUGGUGGCCUUCCGCGCCCGCUACCAUCUGGUGGACAAAGAACAUGACAGUGCCGAGGGCAGCCAUGUGUCUGGUCAGAGUAACGGUCGGGACCCCCAGGCGCUGGCCAAAGCUGUUCAGAUUCACCACGACACCCUGAGGACCAUGUACUUCGCCUGAGCUACACCAACCAUCGCCACCCGUAUCACACAUACACAGACACAACCAUGCACGCCGGGCUUGCCAGUCAAGGAGUCCUCACAGGUGCGAGUCCCGCCCACCCACACACCCAGUCAAUCCGGACCUGACACUGUGCAGAGGAAGGCAUGGAGGAGGGAGGGGGAGGAGCCCCCCCCCAUACUGGAGUGAGGAUGUAAACGCUGCUUUAAAAACAAGAGAGAAACUCAGCACUAUUAUGCAAUAUUAAACCAGCCAACUAUUUUACUUUCACCCUUAUCGGGCACCCUUAUAAUCCAUCACCCCUCCUCCUCCCUGUUCCCCUGUCUGACUCCCUUACUUCUUGCUCAGUUGUUUGUCUUGUUUGUUUUUACCUCCCCCCUUCUUAAUGUCUGUCAUGCGGUUUGCAAUCUGCAAAUCUGCCCCUUUGCCAUCACAUCCUUUACAGUACCUCAAGUCAGUUUGAGCAGCAGCACUUUUGCAUGUUGUCUGUUUUACUGUAUUUUGUUGUUUUUUUUCCCCCUCCAUGUUUGAAGACAGGAAGCAGAGAAGAAAAGGCUCAGAUCAGAUUCUGGGGUUGUAAAGAAGUGAUUAUCACAUGUUUUUGUAUAUAGAUUGUUCAGUGUCCUGCAGGUUCUCCCAGUUGCCACUGCCUUCUCCCUUUUACUGUGUCCAGUGUCUUUUCCCCCAAUGGUCAUUUUUCACUAUUGUGUCAAUUCACCAGUUAAAUGUAUGGAACAACCUGUUAUUUUGAGCACAGUGCCACCUGUAGGCCACAAGGUAUAAAUACCCCCUUAAAGUCAGAACAAGGGUUGUAUUUUUAUCCUAUGAUUUAAGAUCAUUUUGAUUAUGUUGAGCAUUCAGUAUGAAAAUUUUUAACAGUGGCACAGAUUAUACUGGCUGUUAACUAUAAUAUCAGCUUCUCACUAGCAGCCAUCUAUAGGUUUUUAUAAAUUAUAACAUAGUCAUGUGAUUCUGCUUGUACUUUUACUUCCACCUUGUGGGAUAUUUUAUGAUUCUAACUUUUUAAUCAUUCUUUCAAGUAUUUAUUAAUUUUCUCAAGCUGGCAAGCUUAUGUUUUUAAUAUUGGUGUUCACCGUGCUUUCAUUCCCACUGAGCGCUUUCUUUAUCCCGCACUCCCCUCUCCUGAGUUUGAGAUUGUGGGUGAAUUCUAAGUUAAAUGACAGAUCAUGUUGAUAGUUUCGUCUAGUGCAAUAAUCAGUUUAACGAAGGGAAGCGGAUUUUAGGGGACUUAAGCAGAAAACCCAAAAGAACAGCACAUCUCAUUUGAUACAAAUGGGUGUUCACGAAGGAAAAAAUAGAGGUUGCCACAUUCAUGGCACUUUCAUGUAUUCGUCCUCUGAGAAGAGACUGAUCGGUAUGGUUUUGGAAUAUGUCAUUGUCAGGCAAAAAUGUUUUUACUUGAAUUGAAGGAUUUUAUGAGCCUUUGUGGGUUAAGAAUAUGUUAUCAUGCUUGGCCAUGUGAAACCUUUUCAAAGCCCAUUUCAAUAUAAUUUCAAAAUCUUGGUUGCCAGUUUAAAAACUAGGCUGUUUUUCUUCAUUCUUUAGAAUUUUCCAUUUUGGACAUCAAAGGUUUUCUUCUGACAGCAGCAAUGUAGAGUCUUAUGGCCAUAAAGAGGUAGUAUUCAAGUGCCUGGUGGAAGCGAAGGGUUCAGUGGUCAGAAGUUGCAUAAUUAAUUUAUUAAGAUCCCAUUUCAAUAGGUGACUAAUGAUAAAAAGUCAUAAGCUGGCAAUGGACAGUGUGAGAUAUUGCCGCUUAUUCUUCUUGGUGUUAGAGGUGUUCUGUCUACUGACUUUUCUAUACAUCUCAUUCAAAUCACAUUCAAAUCUCAUGUAUGGAUAUAUAUAUAUAUAUAUAUAUAUAUAUAUAUAUAUAUCAGCAGUUUAGCUGGUGACUUUGCUUUGCAGCAGUACACAGCAGAGCAGGCUGAGCUGCCUUUUUGCUUAAUUUUCAUCAAAAAUGGAUCCAGCUGCUACAUUCUGUUUGUAUUUAAAGGGCCAGGUACACAGACAUAGAUUGAACCUUGUUGUAAACUAUUAUCCUUCAACUGACAAUCCCAUUUGAAGGAACAUAGUCCAGGGCUAGACUUAAUCCAAGUCUGUGCACCCAGCCCAAAGUGAGUAAGGGUUGACACUGGCUUCAGAACCAGGCCGAGGAGCGAAGUGGGUGACUGUCAUUUUCACCAGAGGCUGAGCAGACUGUUGAUGCUCCUCUGAAAUGACAGGAGGUCUGUGUGGAAAAUGGUCACCACUAAGCUGCUCUGUGCCCUAAAGGACCUGAAGCUCAUCUGGGGCUGUUAUUAAAAGACAAGAUGAUAAUCUGCACUAAAUGAAGCAUGUGUGUCGAGACUGAACACAGGCAUGGUGCUAUUUUGUCUGAAUUUGAAUCUGAAUCUGGACCUCUCUGAGUCUCUGCCUGGGUAGGUGGGAACGGUAGAAAAAUAUAGACAAAUGUAGUAAACCUUUCUCAUUUAGGUACAUGAGAGGGUCCUGCUGGUAUUGUUCGUGCGGGGAGCAAACGUCUGGACUUAAGAUUUUGCUCGGCAGUUAUGGUCAGCAGCGAGAACCUGUAUAUGGUACAAUUGCGAAAUGUUCUCAAGACAGGGACUGCCCCUUGGACAGUGAGGUAUAGUGGUAGGGCCCUGCAUCCCAUAGCUGUUGCAUUUGACUGCCUUUCCUUGGCUAGCCUUCCGGUGUGGAAGCCAAUGGGUUUGAGCCUUCAUGAUUUUCACUAGUGUCUGAAAGCCUUUUUAAAAGCCAGAUCGAAAGUAUAUUUGUACAUUUUAAAUUAUGUAAUGCACACCACUUAUUUUUGCUAACAGAAAAGUUCUAAAAAAUGUAGUCUAGUUAUUAAUCUUAGUAAUAAUUGUAUCAUGAUAAGUAAUGGUUAAAAGGUAUAAUAACAAAGUUUUAUUAUUGCAAUAGACUGUUGACUUGUUCCUGUGUCACUGUAUAUCGUAUAGCGUAUCUCUGUACAGUGGUGGGGUUAUUCAAAUUAGUGAUGUGUAUCUGGACUGUUAUUCUAUUAUUGAUAGGAAUGUGGACUUCACCACCUCUUGCUUUGAUUUUGGAGAAAAAAAAAGCAGAAAGAUGUUUAAUGCUUAUUUCUCUCCCUUUCUGUAGAUGUUCAUACAGUUGGAGGUUUCUGGUCUAGGAGAGGAUCUUGAAAUUGUUGAAAUUUUGAAAGGCUUUGAUGUGAGCCUUCGUAUUGUGAUGACAUAAAGUAGAAUAGAAGUGGAGUCAUUUAACAUAUUGAGCAGAAUGUCUGCUUUUGAAUGUUCUCUGGUUUUCUUCAACUGGUGCUGAUGCCCGCUCCUCAUUGAGGGAGUGUGAAAAGGAACGGGCAAGUGGUUGAGAAAGUGUUGAUUCUGUUUCAAGGACAUGUUUGAUCAGAGAAAAUGUAACAAAGUUAGUUCUCCAUGCCUUUCUGUUAAAGCCUGGGGGGAUUAUGUUGCCUUGCAACCUCUGUUGCUAAACCCUCUCCUAACCCGAGCCACUUCAUGUGCUCACAAAUACAAAGAGUUGGCCUCCUGGUAAAUCAGCAGUGUGACAAAGCCUAUAAUCUCAUUGUUGCUCCUUUCCCCUUUGCUCCUGACCGUUUACUUCCUGUGCCAGAGGGCUACAUUCCACGGCCAGUAGAAUCCCAUCCGAUCCCCCUGGGAUGUAAAAGAAAGAUUAAGACUGAAAGACAAAAGUGAGGUUUGGUCAGUAAGCGUAUGAUGUAGUGGAUUCUGUGGUUCAUUAAAGUAUGCUUUGAGAUUUGGUAAGAGUCAAAGCUGACGAUAGAUAGCUUUGUGUGUAUGUGGUUGGCUAUGAUGUAUGUUGGAGAAGUUGGGCCCAGUGCCACUGAGGGUGGAGGGUGUGUGUGAAUGGGGUGCAUUUAUAACUGACUGUCUAUGACUAUCUCAGCUGUUUCUGAUGGAUGUAAAAGCAGUUGUGUAGAAACCUAACUGUUGAGGGCAGUUGAACACAUGUUUACAUAGCAGAUGUGUUUGCCUAACUUACAACUGAAACAUCAUCAGUUCUGCUUUGCAGAUGUUGGUAACCUAACAUGAGCAAAACCAUUUGGGGUCUGUUGAAAUAUACACUUAAGGGGAUACUAUGACAUUUUGAAUUUUAGGUUUGGCAAUUUUUCUUUGACAUGAGAAGAGUCUUAUCCUUUAUUUUCACUGAAAUGGCUGAAAUGGUUAUUUUUUAUUAUUAUUAUUUUUUAAGCAUUCCACAUUGGAGGGGGGAAAAAGUACAAUGAGCUCCUAGUUUGCAGCAAGCUAUACACUUCAGUUCUCAAUGAGGAAUGCGAAUAAAAUUUUCCCACCAUGUGACAAGUGGCUGGUGAAGAAAAAUAGCCAAAUAAACUUCAAAAGGUCAGUGUCGCCCCUUUAAAAAGAAGUAAAAGUGUACUCCAUUUCAAGUAAUCAAUAAAUAUCCCUGAUUUUUGUUGUUCUCUAUUUGCGGUGAAAGGUAGCAAUGGAGUGAGAAAAAGUCCACAGAAAGUGCCUUUCCUUUUGAUGGUGCUGUAAAAUGAAAGACAAAACGUAAAAUCAAAGAAAUAGAAUCUCCUUUUCAAGAACACAUUGCAAUGCAGGAAUGGCUGCAUUUUACACACACACACGCUCACUGUUCAUGUUUAUUUUUUAGAGAUGGAGAUGCAGUUGCGUUCCUGUAUACUAAGACAUUAAGCAUACAUAGAAAUAGAGUAUAUGCCAAGUAUACGGUUGUGGUUGAGUUUUUGCUUACUAGUGCAUUUAGAGUCUUGGACCAAUGGUGUCGUUGGUACAGUGGAAUGUGCUUUAGGGGUGGGGGGGGGCGGGUGGGGUUGGCAUAGUUGACACUGGCGUGGUGUGUGACGCAGCCCGGCCCACGAAUGACAGACAUAGCACAGCACUUUAUAGACUGCCACUCUCACUCGGACACAUAGCCAAGAGGUUCCCUCCAGUCCCUUCCUCCUGCGUAGAGUCAGAGAGGAUCAAAACCUCAGUCUGAACCAGGAGCCGAGGGGAUAGUGUUACCAAACAAAGCAGUUGGUCAUUAAAAGUGUGCCUCAUGCUUUCGUGACUUCACGGAUGGCACUCGGUUGAGUCGGCCUGCUAUUCGGUGGUUGUUCUCCCUCCAAAACCACCACUUGACGGUUUGUUUCAGCUAGGGCUGGGUGUCCAAAAAAUAAUACCUUUACCAAUUUUUGGUCUAAAAUUUAUAAGCCGUUUUACAAAGCGAUCAAAAAGGUUCAUAUUAGUCCUGUACUGAGGACUCUAGAUUUUCUUUAGGUUGAUGGUCAUUUUACUGAUCAAAUCAGCUGAGCAAGACCUAACUGCUUGAAAAGGCGGGUUGCCUCUUAGAUAUUUGAUGCAAAAUAAUACAGUCUGUUGUGCAGCAAAGAAAGCUGGCACAAAGGUGUCAUUUAUUAUAGACAUUAAAUUAAUAGAAUUGGUUUCAGUAUUAAAAAUUCUCCUAUGAUGCCCAGCCCUAGAUGCAGCCCAUGGCAUUCUCUCAUUCUAGCGCAAUGCCCUGCCAUGUGUCUUGUCCCUAAUAGAGGGAAUGUGUGCCCAGUAGUAUCCCUGUCUUGGGGCAGUAGGGUGUCAAGUAAAAACCAAGGGUGGUCUAGUAGUUCUGGGGUACCUGUUCAGUCCAGGGGGUGAAAUCUUUCUAUUACAAGAGAUCUCAAAAACACUGCACCUCACUUACCUUGGUAUGCUGCAUAUGUUAUACUACAUGAAAGAAAACUGCAAAUAUUGCUUUUAUUAUGACAUUUAAUGCUUGAGUAAUGCCUGAUUGCGAUAUUCUUAUACAGUAACUAUUUUAGAGACAAAAUAAGUGUAACUGUAAAAUAUUCUUUGUUUUGUCUUAACACUUACCUGAAUUCGAGAAUUGUUCUUGAGCCGACUUUAUUUUGUUGUCCUAUUUAAAUGUGUUGUUCUUUAAAUAUAUAUAUGAAAUAUAUAUGCGAAAUAUUUUAUGGUGUAUUUAUUGAGAGUGCAUAUAAGCGGCUGGAGUCUCCGCAUCACAUUGCAGCAUGGUGGGGGUGGAGCCAUGAGGAUGAGGCCUUAGCCCCUCCCCCUCCAUGUUGACGCCUUAUUCUCCCUAGACACGCAAGCACAACAAUAUGGAGGGGGUGCGAGGUGGAGGAGGUGGAAGGAGUGGAGUUGGCCUGUGAGGAGGUUACACAGACCCAUGUGUCACUUUUGGUUGGCGUUUAAUGACAACAGGCCAAUUCUUCACCUUCCAUUUCUUCCUAUUCUUUACCCUCCACUCUUCUCUUGCCAUCUGAGAAGGCCAAAUCCAACCCCCACAUGUUGCAGCUCAUCUCUGUUGACGAAGGGAACCAUUUCUGAACCACACUGACUUGAGUGUCGAAAAAGCUGACUUUCUCAUCCCAAGCUGCUAGUUUGUACAUUAGCCAUGUAAAUUCCCCGAGCCAGUAAAGGGCAGGUGGGAGAGCAUAGAGGAGAAUGACAGAGAAAGAAGGAAGGAAAGAUGUCGCAAAGGCAGAAAUCUAUGGAUUUAUGUUUUUGAAAAAAAAAAAAAAAUCUUAGUGUAGGCAUUGCUUCUGUCCUCUUAAAUUGUCUCUUGUCAAGUUUUUCUUGUGCCAGAACUUUUUACAGCAGGAAUAGGUCUCAUUCCACAAGAAAAUACAUGCCUCAGCCUUAAGUGGGUUCUUACAUCGUUAUCAGAUUUAUAUGUGACUUUGCAAUGCCUGUGUUGGGUAGCCUACCGAGAAAACAAGCCUACCUACUUGAUCUCCCCUCAUUCCCGAACAGGCGUCCUCAUCUCUUCUCGUCUCUCACUUAAACCACUAACAGUGCUACAGUACGUAGUGAACUCUGAUGUACGAAAAAGUGUAAGCUUUUGAAACUUUUUUUUGUUUAUCCCAUUUCUAUGGAUGUAAGAACAGGAAACGGGCCUGGGUCUAACAGCACAUGUAAAUAACAACAGUUCUUGGCAUUUAUUUUAACCUGCGUGGCCUACCAGAUGAGCAGUGUUUUCUGCAUCAGGACAAUUCAGAUAUCGUCAAAUAAAUUCUGACUGACAGAGGCAUAUGCUAAUUUGACUUUUAUAUACUUCACUGUGUUUGUAUAAUCCUCCUGGCUGUAAUUGUGCUGUCUUAAAUGGCAAACCCGCCCAUCUGGCACCUAAGUAGAUUACUGCGAACCAUUAAAAGGACAGUAUUUGCAAAAAACUGUUUGACCCAGGCCUGACAGGAGCCGGGAGGUUCCUCACAGUGCUGGAUUACAGAGACCUGUGCCUGUACAAUGAACCAAGGUGUUGUGAUGAAUUGCUGUUCCUUUCUUUUCAUGUCUGUUGGUCGUCCCUCACCCCGAGGAUCAGAGACAUGGAGCUUUUGAGGGUUGUCGAUCCUGUUCCAAAGCAAAUAGACCCUCCAUCCAUUAAGCCAAACAAUUUUUGGUUUAACAAAUGUUUACUCUAAUGUUUACUCCCAUAGCUAUCAGAUGUUAACCUAUUUUCAGUCCAUUAGCAUUCCAGUAAUGACUAUGAACCAAAUAUUGCAAAAGAGAUUAGGCUGCCUGAUGCCAUUUUCCCUUGUGUACACAAUGGUUUUGAAGACUGAUAUUUAGCAGUGGCCAAGGAUGCAAAACGUGACCAUGUUGUAUGUACGCUGACUGGCCAGACUAUCAUGAGUUUGCGAUGUAGCAUCAGUUUUAUGUCAGUCUUAAUUCAAACUAAAGAUCUUGGGCUGUGAUACCAUUGAGCGAGGCACCAGCAAAUGGAUGUACAUUGAACAGUGACCUUUCACCACCGUAAGAUCCAUGUCUCAAUCUCUCAGUAUGUUACAAAAACUCUGUUGUACCAACAGUUCUCUUCCUUUCAGUUUUAACUGUCUUUCUCUCUUUCUUUUGUAACUCUCUUUUAGGUUGUUGGCCUUUUAGUGUUGCUUUGCUUCAGUUUGAAGUGUAUCUUUCACUAAUACUUGCAAUAAAAAGCUUUGCUUUAC